AUGUAGAUUUGAAUAAAUUUAAUAGAUUAAAUAAUAGUUGUGUUAGUUCAUUGAAAGAUUUUAGUAUAUUAUUAGAAAGUUCUUCAAAUGAUUUGAAUCGUUCAAAAGAAAUUGCAAAUAAAUGGAAAGGCAGUAUUCAAAUUCCAGAUAAAGAAUUUUCACAAUUAAAUUUAAAUGAGACAAAAUCAAUUGAUUAUGGUGAGAAAAUGAAAAAAUCUAGUCAAGAGGCUGUGAAGUGA
This is a messenger RNA of Entrophospora candida, 239 nucleotides long. Lineage: Eukaryota; Fungi; Glomeromycota; Glomeromycetes; Entrophosporales; Entrophosporaceae. The record is from the annotation of a GenBank genome assembly.